CACAAGACACCUGGGUAGGAAGUCGCAGGUGAGUAUCGCUCAGAGGACACACCCUCUGUAACUCAACCAUCCCGGAAAUUUGUGAGAUCGCCAUAAACAAGACAGACAUUCGAGCUCACCUUGGAAGAAGCGCUACUUUGCACUACUUUGAAGACCAGAGAUUGAACGCACCCUGAAAAUUGCAAGGAAGACUACGACCUAAUUUGAAGUGGAAUUGAAAGACGAAGCAACCACAAGAUUAGCUUUCACCCUUUCCCCCCUAAAACCUUUUGAGGUUAUGGAUCCAAUGCACUCGGGGAUGCGUUACACUCCGAAAGCCACGGACCAUGACUGGGACACAUCAGUGCAGUUCCUGCCAGUUUCUGAUUCCAAAAAACUCGAGAAGAAAAAAGGGCCUGGGAAGGUGGGAGCCGCGAUCGGACUUGUCGUCUUUUUCCUGGUCAUCUCGCUAAUGACGGGGCUCCUGGUGUGGCACUUCCACUUCCGUAAAGACGUGCGAGUAAAGAAAAUGUACACAGGAUCGAUGAGGAUUACAAAUCAGGCGUUUCAGGAGGCUUACGAGGACCCAAACAGCACUGAGUUUAAAACUUUGGCCAAUCAAAUUGCAGGACAGCUAAAAGAAAUCUACUCCAAGACACCCCAACUGUCUAAGUACUAUGUUGGGUCAAGGAUACAGGCAUUUAGCGAGGGCAGUGUGAUUGCAUACUAUACAUCUGAAUUCAACGUGCCGUCGGGCCAGGAGGGCGCAGUGGACCGCACUAUGAUCUCCAUGGAUCAGAUUGUUGACAAGCAGCAGCAGCGACGGAGACACUCUGACAAGCCAGCCAGUGAUCUGGUCUUUGAUGAUAUUAUGACUUCAGAAUUGGACAUGCGACUGUUUCGAUCGCCCAAAGCACACAGCUAUUACCAACACACCAGGUCCAAUCACAUUGGGAUAGUGGAGUCUCCUGGCUUCCCAAACUACCCAUACCCACCCAACAAUCUGGUCCAGUGGCAGCUCAGGGCUGACAAGGGAAAUGUGAUCAAGCUGGAUUUUGACACGUUUAACUUGGAGGAGAACUGUAAAAACGACUUUGUAAAAAUAUACGACUCGCUGGUGGCCAUUGAAAGCCGUGUGAUGGAAGAGAUCUGUGGCUAUUUCUCACAGAGUGAUCACCUGGCCUUCAUCUCCUCCGGGAAUGUCAUGCUCGUGUCGUUUUUCACUAACGAGGCCAGGAACUACCCAGGGUUCAGGGCCCACGUCUCUCAGGUUCCCCGCAGUACAGCAAUGCAAUGUGGGGGCACACUCUUAGGAAACUCUGGUACCUUUACGUCACCACACUACCCAGACUACUACCCCCCUCUCACCACCUGUGUGUGGAGUAUCCAGGUGCCAACUGGGAAGCACAUAAAGGUGACAUUUGUUAAGUUUCUCGUUUCUGAACCUGGUCAAGAGUCCAGUAGUACGUGCUCAAAGGACCAUGUGAAGAUAAAUGGAAAGAAGCUAUGUGGUGACUUCACAAAUAGAGUUGAAACUGCAGAUACGAAUGUCCUGACAGUGGUCUUCUCCUCUGAUGCAUCUUAUGUGGAUCGUGGUUUUAUCGCCACGUAUGAGGCCUUCGAAUCGAAGGACCCUUGCCCAAAGAAGUUCAUGUGUACCAACAGUAACUGCAUCAGUGAGGAACUGAAGUGUGAUGGAUGGAAUGACUGUGGGGACAACAGUGAUGAGAAAAACUGUAAGUGUAAAUCGACUCAGAUCAGCUGUAAGAAUGGAAUGUGUAAACCGAAGUUCUGGCUGUGUGACGGCGUCAAUGACUGUGGGGACAACACGGACGAAAAGAACUGUGGUGUCUGUUCUAAUGGACAAUUCACAUGCUCCAAUGCUAAGUGUGUCUCAGAGAAGAAUAAGUGUGAUGGGAGAGAUGACUGUGGUGAUGGUUCGGAUGAAGCUAACUGUGCGAGGUUUAAUGAAGUAAGCUGCACACCCUUCAGCUUCAAGUGUAAGGACAAGAAAUGUGUGAGCAAACAGAACCCAGAGUGUGACGGCACGGCUGACUGCAGUGAUGGCUCAGAUGAGGAGAACUGCAACUGUGGGAAGCAGCCCUUUAAGACCUCACGAAUUGUGGGCGGACAGGAUGCUUCUCAGGGGGAGUUCCCCUGGCAGGUCAGCCUCCACAUCAAGCGUUCCUCUCACGUGUGCGGAGCCGCCAUCAUCAAUGAACGCUGGCUUGUCACCGCGGCUCACUGUGUGCAGGACGACGCGAAGACCAGAUACUCUCACCCAUCCACCUGGGAUGUGUAUCUGGGCCUUCACGAGCAGAAAGACAAGAGCAAGGCAGUGAAGCGGGGCCUGAAACAGGUCAUCUCUCAUCCUUCCUAUAAUGCCUACACGUUCGACUUUGACAUUGCACUGAUGGAGCUCGACUCGCCUGUUACCUUGAGCGACACCGUCCAUCCCAUCUGCCUGCCCUCUGCCUCGCAUGUGUUCCCUGCAGGCAAGUCUGUGUGGAUCACGGGCUGGGGUGCAACCAGGGAAGGAGCAAGUUCUGGUCCAAAUGUGCUUCAGAAGGCUGAGGUUCGCAUCAUUAACAGCACGGUGUGUAACGGUUUGAUGGGUGGCCAACUGACCUCUCGUAUGCUGUGCGCUGGAGUGCUGUCCGGGGGGGUGGAUGCUUGUCAGGGGGACUCUGGUGGCCCCCUGUCCAGCCUGUCUCUCCCCGGCGGACGGAUGUUCCUAGCUGGAGUGGUGAGCUGGGGUGACGGCUGUGCCCGUAGAAACAAGCCGGGUAUCUACACAACUGUCACCAAGCUCCGUGGCUGGAUCAAAGAGAAGACUGGAGUUUAGUCCAGAGGAAGGGAGUGGUGAGCAGGACCAUCAGGCCUAUUUUUAUUUGAAUGAAAUUGAAACACUUUGCCUUGAGCCCUUGUUUCAUCAAAAUGCACACCAUCACCACUUCCAUACUGUAUACUAUAUCCCAUACUCUACUUCAAAGAUAAUUUAAGCACAGAAUUUAAGGAACAGGUAUCGUUUUACAAUUAUUUUAACUAAUGUGGCCAAAAGCCAUACAAAGCUAGUGUGACAUUCAGGCACAUUUGUAAAUAUUGGAAAAAUGGAAAGGCACAGAAGGGGUUUUACGUACAUUUUUAAGUUGUAAAUAAACAUUUUGUUUUCUGUUUUAAUGUGUUUCAUGAAGUAUGUUUUAGUGACUUCAGACUAUAUUCUGUAAAAUAUGAUUGGUUCUUUGCCUGUGGGUAAGAUUAUGGAGGGACAUUGUUACAUCUCGAUCUUUUGCCAUCCUUUUGAAAUGGAAAGCACUUUGCUAACCUAUGGCAUUGUCUUUUAAAACCUUUACAGCAGGGAUUUUUUGCUAAUGUUUUUAAGUUUUGACUGUGAAUGAUUUUUGUCAGACAUAUCAUAUGAUUACAACUUUUGUUAGGUAACACAUUCUUAUUUAAUUUCAUGCAAACUGGAGAUCAAAAGCAUUCUUGUACAUUGGAUUUUUUUUUUCAAGCUUAUGAAUCCAUUUUGUCUGUCAUGUCCUAUGGUUAAUGUUUUUCUAACAAUUCUUAUUCAAUUUCCUAAACACUUUUCUAGUGCCUUCUGUAACCAAUUAUAAAUGUCAGAAGGUGGAAAUAAACUGGAAUUCGUUCCUUAGAGUGGAACAAACCCACUUACUCUUACCUCUACAUUGCAAAGCACUGAAAGGGAAAAUAUUUUGAAAUGAAAUAUUUGCUAUGAAAUUUUAUUGCUUUAUAUGUCUUCUCAGAUUCAAUGUUUUUCCACUUCAGUGAUUUGCAUUUCAGUUGCCUAAGUUCAGCAGUGAAUAAAUAUUGUACAA
This is a messenger RNA of Clupea harengus (Atlantic herring), 3818 nucleotides long. RefSeq names its product ST14 transmembrane serine protease matriptase a (gene st14a). The record is from RefSeq and is a predicted model, not a curated record. Gene Ontology annotation, cellular component: membrane. Gene Ontology annotation, molecular function: protein binding; serine-type endopeptidase activity. Gene Ontology annotation, biological process: proteolysis. Lineage: Eukaryota; Metazoa; Chordata; Actinopteri; Clupeiformes; Clupeidae.